Sitophilus oryzae (rice weevil) is the source of this 1175-nucleotide messenger RNA. RefSeq lists its product as uncharacterized. The coding region runs from base 226 to 828 and encodes 200 amino acids. Lineage: Eukaryota; Metazoa; Arthropoda; Insecta; Coleoptera; Curculionidae. The record is from RefSeq and is a predicted model, not a curated record. The transcript is spliced from 2 exons.
GAAAGUACUGGUAAAAUUGUUACUUUACAAGAUUUAACAAAUAUGAAGAUAUCCGAUCAAUCAAGAAAAGAAAACUUAGAUGACUGCUUAAAAAUAUACUUAAAGCUAAAUACGGUGCCAAUGUAGCUGUUUUGCGAGACGAAGACAAUAAUUUCAGAGGACUUUUCAUUCAAAAUCCAAACAUGAAAAGUACAAUGAAGGCUUUUCCUGAAUUUCUUGCAGUAGAUGCUACAUAUAAAUUAUGAUGAUGCAGUUGUAUUUGAAAGUAAAAAUCAGUCUUCUGUGGAACACUCUGAGGUUUGUGACGAGACAGACCUUCAAGACAGAAACAAUAUGAGUGAAGCGCUCAUAUUAGAUAAUAAAAAUAUAUCAACUCUUGGUCAGUCACCUGUGGAAGCACCUGAGUUUUGUAACGAGCUGGUUAUAGAGGAGGAACUGACACGAGAUGAAGCGCAUCAACUUUCCUAUAUUAGUGAUUCAGUUUUAAAUGACGUCAACAAACAGUCCCAUCAAAUAGUUGAUGUCAAUGAUUUCGCUUUGACAACAAUUAAGAUGCCUGUUUCAAUAAAAAAACGAGGACGUCCAAAAGGACAGGACUUAACAGUCAUAGGACCAUCAAAGAAAAAGAAAAGAUGUACUGUAGCAUUUGCUAAACAAUCCUAUCAUGAAAAACAAAAUGUAAUCCUGAAUUGCUUCGUUAAGGAUCGUAACAUCGUUAGAGACAUUACAAAUGGGAAAUUUCUUGAAACUGUAGACCUUAAAAUGCUCCCCGAAGAAAUAUCACAUGCCGUUCUUGAUGAGGCUGCUGAUAUCCACAUGAUAAGGUAAGUGUAGCGAUACCUAAUAAUUACCAAAUUAAUAACUAAUAAUGUAAAUUACGAUUUUUAGAAGUUUUUACACCGAGAAAGCCUUUGAAAAAAUAACCAAUCUAGUUGAGCAGAAACGACUUCAACAAAGUUGGUUUUGUUCUGUGUGCAGUGAAGACACGCAGAAAAAUCAUGUCACUUUGUUGCAGUAGAUGCCUUCUAUGGAGACAUAUCCGUUGUGCAGGAUUGACUAAGCGACCUAAAUCAAAACUGUGGUUUUGCAGAGAAUGCUAUCUGUAGCAUUAUUUUUAAGUUGACGUAGUAUUAUUUUUAAGUUGUCAGUUCAUAAUUUGCAAUAAAAACCUGAAA